CGAAAUAAAAUUAACAGUGUGUGAAAAUUUAUGCAAAUUGUGCAAGGUGUAUUUUUUUAAAAGCUUUCACGAAGAAAAUUCUCGCGUUAAUAUUUAAGAGAAAAGUGAUCAAUGAGAAAAUAUGAUCAAUGUGCAGUUUCGCGAUUAAUGCAAUUUUCUGCAGACAGUGGCUGAAUAAGAAGUACCGGAUGGAUUAAAUUAAAGUGAAAAGAGAUAAAAUAAGAGGUAGUAUCAAUUUGCAUCGUUAGAGGAAGAGACCGAGUUUAUUUGCUCGCUGCGACUGAGACAGAGUCCCGCUCUAGGAGCUUGCCAACAUUCUUCUGUCUGUCCGUCUAUUUAUACUUACGUUCAAAUAAAAGUCAUAGAUCUGUGGAAAAUAGCAGACGCGACAAAAAGUAGCUAAAAUGACACCAGUACGCCAUUACGUCCAACGAGUUUAUAGUAGUGCGAACUGUGCGUAAAUGUUGAGUGAUUUGUCGUAAACAUUCGAGGAUCUUUGAUUCUCGUAUAUCGUACGUAAGCGCAGAAUCGAUUGUCGUCACGUUGAAUACUCUAACCAGUGACUAUAAUCGUAUUUCUUGUAGAAAGAGGUGCUUCGUCGGAGGAAUUUAAAGUCGGAGGAAUUUGGAGUCGGAAGAAUGCGUUCCUUAGGGAAUUGCUCUUCAAAAGUAUCGAACGAUAAUUUCUCCUUGUGAUUCCCUGUAGAAUCUGAACGAUUAAAGGAGGAAACGAUCGCGGAAAAUCAUCGUAUUUGAAACGCGAGUAAGGUACUAAGAGCACGUUUCGUUUAAGUGUUUACCAGUUUUGUACCUCGUGACAGUUGUCGCAAAAUCGACUACAAACAUGUCGAAUUCACCGCGAAUGCGAAAGAUGCCACCCAGGCCAAAGAUCUUACUUCCAGUUCCCGGACAAUACUAUCCGCAUCCGCCGACGGCGACCGGUAUGAGUUACGUGUCGACGCCGUACGGACAAACACCAGUACCUAUGACUCCGGUUGCCGGUCAGCCGCAGAUUUUUUACUCUAAUCGGGCCAGUGAGUUCGUCUAUACACAAUUUAAGGGGAUCAAGGAUCUAACAAAAUCUGGUCUUAGUGUGGGCGAGAAGAGCGCCUUUUGGCUUUAUGAGAAGGUCAGAUCCUGGAGCAAGAGAUGGUUCACGCAUAUUUUUUUAUUCGUUGUUAUACUUCUGUAUAGCAUCAUUGGGGCGAUAAUUUUCGUAGCGGUUGAAGGAUCGGUCGAAAAAGUUGCUGUUUCGAACAUUCGGCAAAAAAGAAAUGAUACGGUCGAGGCAAUUCGUGGAUUAUGCGGAGACUCGGUGUUGGCAUCAGAUAUGUCUCGUUGGAGAGGAGCAGCGGUGAGAGAGCUGAUGCAGUACGAGAAAGAUCUGUAUGAGUACUUCAAUCGGGAAUUAAAAGACAAAGGCGAGGAAGUAUGGACGUUUUGGAAUGCUGUGUUCUACUGUGGCACCAUUUAUACGACCAUAGCUUUCUCCUCGAGCGAGAAAUCAAAAGCCAGCGGAGGAAUAAAGCAGCGGGAUGACACGUUUAUGUAG
Acromyrmex echinatior (Panamanian leafcutter ant) is the source of this 1551-nucleotide messenger RNA. RefSeq lists its product as uncharacterized. Gene Ontology annotation, cellular component: plasma membrane. Gene Ontology annotation, biological process: potassium ion transmembrane transport; stabilization of membrane potential. The record is from RefSeq and is a predicted model, not a curated record. NCBI's taxonomy places the organism in Eukaryota, Metazoa, Arthropoda, Insecta, Hymenoptera, Formicidae. Gene Ontology annotation, molecular function: outward rectifier potassium channel activity; potassium ion leak channel activity.